Molecule: messenger RNA, 941 nt
Organism: Austrofundulus limnaeus
Lineage: Eukaryota; Metazoa; Chordata; Actinopteri; Cyprinodontiformes; Rivulidae
Product: zinc finger BED domain-containing protein 4
Molecular function (GO): protein dimerization activity
Source: RefSeq, a predicted model, not a curated record
CACCAAGUACAUGAUUGACAGCCUCAUUCAUCAGAAACAGUCCCUGCAUGCCUACUCAUCUGAAGAAAACAACACCCUGCCAGCCAUUUUAACAGCAAACCAGUGGGGGCUGUUAGAGAAGACCUCAAAAGUUCUGACCCCAUUUGAAGAGCUAACAACUAAUGUCAGCGCUGCCUCUUCUACUGCAGCUGAUGUCAUCCCCUCAAUCCAUGUCCUGAUACGGUUUCUCAGUAAAGAGAGUGAAGAUGAUCAGGGGAUCCAAACGAUGAAAACCACUCUUCUGGAUGCAGUCCGCAGACGUUUCAAGCACAUAGAAUCUGAGCCCCUCUACACUGUGGCAACGCUGCUGGAUCCACGUUAUAAAGACAAGUACUUCACCAAUGCAGAAAACCUGGGAAAUGCAAAGACAGCUUUAAAGGCAGCUGUGUUGAAAACAGAAGGACAGCUGAAGACCACCACACCUCCAGCUGAUGAAACUGUGCAUGCUGAAAUGCUCAUCUUCCUAAAAAAGAAUCUGCAUAUCAUGCUUGGACUGCAGAAAUCAGAGAUGGAGCCAUAGUUAGUUAACUGACUAACUUUAGUAUUUGUUAAAAGAGUGAUGUGUUUAUUUUGUUCACUAUUGCUUGAGUGAAGACUAAGCAGUUGUUCCCAUCAUAUCAGCAGCACCAGGCUGGCUCUGACAGGAAAAAAAAAUACUGAAGUGACCUUGAAUUAUUGUUUUGCACUUUAAAAAUWUAUUUUAUUUUGUUGGAUUUAUUGAGAGUAUUUUUCAGGGUCUUCUAAUUUUAUUUAUUUUUAUUUUAUUCAGCUGAAGAAUUUUCUUGUUAAGUUUAAAAUUGAUGUAACCCAUUGGUUAAUAAUAAAUGGGUCAGUUUUUCUCAUAGCUGCUGUUGUUGAGUAUUGUUUUCUGUUUGAAUAUCACACGUUCAAGACUUUUCUUA